GAGAACGUUAAAAUUGUGCUCAACCAACCGCAAGAAAAGUUUUAUGGACUGCUGGGGGGUGUUGACAAUCCCAGCAUCAUCAGCGUUCCGUAUGGUCUGGCAAAAAUAUUGCAAUGGGGAAGGAUCCACCGAAGGAGGAGCAUGAUUCUUCUGAUGAUUACGAUUACAUCAGCUUGCAGAACGAGUUUCUGGCGCCGAGUCAAGCGUGUCAAACACUAAAAACAAAUCAAAAAUCGACACGUGGCAGAACACAACAAACAGUGUGUGAGGAGCAACCUAAGUUCCUGAAAAAGCAACAAGAUUAUACGGAUGUAUUGAAAGCAAACCAAGAAGAGCGACACCAAAAAGAAAUGGAGCUGUUGGUUCUGAAAAAGGAAAUUGCUGUCCUGAAAAUCAAAAAACUCAAAGAGAACAUGGUCAUCUGA
Messenger RNA from Toxorhynchites rutilus septentrionalis, 425 nucleotides. RefSeq lists its product as uncharacterized. Lineage: Eukaryota; Metazoa; Arthropoda; Insecta; Diptera; Culicidae. The transcript has 3 exons. The record is from RefSeq and is a predicted model, not a curated record. The coding region runs from base 114 to 425 and encodes 103 amino acids.